AUGGAUGACACUGAAGUUAGUAGUUUUUUAAGCCAGCGGCAAGAAUUUGAACUUACUGAGACUUGUAUCCUUCAAGAGGAAGAGAUUUCUCGUUUAAAAUUAAAUUUAAAUGAUUUGAAUAAACAGAUCAAACAAAAAAAGAAAGAAAUAUCAAAAAUACAUCAAAGAAAUUCUCAAAAAAUGUCACUAGUUAAUGAACUGAAUAGUAUAAUUGAAGAAACAAACUCAGAAAUUGCAAAAUCAAAUCAAUCGCAUUUAACUGAAAUCAGCAGCUUGAAAUCAUCAUAUUCUCAGGCAGCUUCUAGCAUUACAGAUGAAUUUUUACAAAAAGAAAGAAAAACAAUAAAACGGAAUUCUAAGAAUUCACUUAUAGAAAAGCAAAAACUUGAAAAGAUGCAAGAAAUAGUUUCGAAUGUUCUAAAGGAACAAGAACAACUACUAGAAGAACAUAAAGUGAUUGAAAUGUCAAAAUAUACUGAUUUAGCAAUCCAGCUCAGGGAUAAAGCACUUAAAUUGAAGUCUAAAAUCGCAGCUGCACAAGAAAAACUUGAAGCCACAAAAGAAAAUAUUAAAAAGAAAUUGAAUUCAACUUUCAACGAUAUAUCAGACAGAGAAACACUGCUUGAAACGUCAAUCCUUUCCUUUAAUGAUAGUAUUAAUCAAACAGAGAUCGGAUAUAAAGGAGAAAUAAAUUCAUUAAAACAUAAGCACAAUGAGGAAAUAGAAUCACUCAAGCAACAAAUUGCUCAGAAAACAGAAUUUAUUGAGAAUUUAAGACAGAAGAUUUCAAUGUCUGUUUCAAGUUUAACAAGUGUUCAUCAAACCUUUGAAUCCCUUAAAUCUGAAAGAGAUGAUUUAGAUUCAGAAAAUACCUCCUUAGUUCUAAGUUUCUCCAAAGAAACUAUUGAUGGAGAGAUCGGAAAGAAACAAGAUAUCAAAUCAAAAAUUUUACAAGGAAGAAAAACCAUUGAAAAACUUAAAAGAGAUAAUGAUAGACUAUUGAAUGAAGUUAAACGUUUAGAUUUCCUUAUUUAUGGAAGAAAUGGAAAAUAUUAUUCAAAUGAAAUGGAUCUUUCACAUAGAAAACCAUUUGUUCCUGUCGGAAUUUAUGCAAAAUAA
Messenger RNA from Trichomonas vaginalis G3, 1119 nucleotides. RefSeq lists its product as uncharacterized. The transcript has a single exon. The record is from RefSeq and is a predicted model, not a curated record. Lineage: Eukaryota; Parabasalia; Trichomonadida; Trichomonadidae. The coding region runs from base 1 to 1119 and encodes 372 amino acids.